AUGGGGAGUUACGGAAAGCGGAAAGUACUUAAUCGCUCGCGGGCAAUUUUUGAAUCUGGAACUGGACUUGGCAAUCGACUAUUCGGGGCGUUGUCCUCGAUGGGGAUUGCCUGGAAAAUGCAUAGGCAACCUAUAUUCUCGAUUCGUAACGAACACUGUAACGUGGAAUGUAAGAAGGCAAUGUGGGAGCUGACGACGCUAUUCCCGGGGAUAAUACCAGAUCGUGCGCUCGACAACUCGGACAAGUAUUUGAAAUCCGAGAACCCGGAGAUCCGCAUCUCCCAGUGUUGUCUGUAUGACGAUCCGUUGACCAAAACCAACCUGAUCCUCGAUAUGAAACCGGCCGUCUGGUUUUACGGAGAUUUCUUACAGAGCUAUAAAUACUUUUACGGCCUGCGAAAAAUGUACGAGCCAAUUUUGAAAGCAGUGGUGAUCACAGCUGGUUCCUCGACGUUCGGCUGGUGGGCGGGAUACUUUGCGCAGAUGCAUCGUUCACAUGUCGAAGUGUAUUAUAACAAAAAAUUUGCAAAGUCCCCGGACUAUCUGCGACAGCAAAAAGACAAGGAUUACUACCUGCCCAAC
Mesorhabditis spiculigera is the source of this 582-nucleotide messenger RNA. The record is from the annotation of a GenBank genome assembly. Lineage: Eukaryota; Metazoa; Nematoda; Chromadorea; Rhabditida; Rhabditidae.